This is a messenger RNA of Exophiala xenobiotica, 893 nucleotides long. RefSeq lists its product as uncharacterized. The record is from RefSeq and is a predicted model, not a curated record. The transcript is spliced from 2 exons. Gene Ontology annotation, cellular component: prospore membrane; ascospore wall; lipid droplet. Lineage: Eukaryota; Fungi; Ascomycota; Eurotiomycetes; Chaetothyriales; Herpotrichiellaceae. The coding region runs from base 62 to 856 and encodes 264 amino acids.
CACAGUACUUGCACCUUCUAUGGCUUUACAAAGGACCAGGACUCAUGCGAGAUAGGAUAAGAUGAUGAACACCUGGGUAGACCCCAUCUGGCUCUACCCUUUCAAGGGAAUUUACUACUUCAUCCGUCACCCAUAUUUCUGGCCUCUUUUCAAGGCCCGAAUGAUUCCCAUCUUGCUCCUUUCAGCCUUCAUAUACACCAAUCUGUUCGUAUGGACCUACUUGCCUCAGGUCGCCUUUCUCGCACUAUUUCAAGGGCCCGGAGCAUGGCUGAACGCCACCUUCCUGGUGCUGGGAGAAGGAGCCGCAAUUGUCGCAUUACUCUUUGAAGCCUUCUUUGUCGACGAAACACUUGUUGACACCUUCGAUGCCGUUCUCAUUGACCAAGGCCUCGCCGACCUAGUCAAGGAAGCCCGUCUCCUCGACCAAUCCGCCGAGAACUCAGUCCAGAUGCUUGGGAAGCCGACCAAUUCCUCAGUUUACAGUCCCUUCAGUCUUCGCCAAAUUCUGGAGUUUGUAAUCCUCCUGCCGGUCAAUUUCAUUCCAUUCGUGGGCGUUCCAAUAUUUUUAUUCCUUACUGGAUACAGAGCUGGACCCUUCCACCAUUGGAGGUAUUUUAAAUUACUUGGAUUUUCAAAGAAGGAUCGUACAGACUAUAUCAGAAAGAGACAGCUGAAGUAUACCUGGUUCGGUACUGUUGCAUUGGCUCUCCAGCUGAUUCCAGUCCUGAGCAUGUUCUUUCUGCUCACCUCGGCUGCUGGGAGUGCUUUGUGGGUGGCAUCCAUGGAGAAGGCUCGCAGGAGUCGAGAGGCUAUGACGCCUUCAGCUACGGAACAGUAUCAGGACGAUCCUGCCUAGCUUAGCAACAUGCCUCACAUUUUAUUGUGCAUUCCCC